UCACACGGCAGGGGGAAAUGAGUUGUUUUAGCACUGGUGCUGCCCUUCAGGGGCCUGGUAAUGGCCUCCUUGGGUGGCUGCGGCCAGCGGGGCAAGCAGAUGCUGGGCUGAGGGGAGCUCUGCGGCCUUUCCCACCUGGGCCGCGCGGUGCUGCUGGGCCCGGUGGGUGCUAGCUGAGGGAGCAGAUUCGGUAGCCCCGUUCUGCAGCUGUCGAGCCCCUCCCCACUGCCCCAUAAAUGUCCCUGCUCGCCUCUCCUGAAGGCACACCAGUGCCCUUGUAAAGAGAAGGUGCCAUGGCCCCUCUCUCUGCUGUGGUGUGGGCAGCCUGGUGGCCCUCACUGCCUGUUGCUGCAGACGCAGAGGGGCAUAGGAAGCUUGGAGAGAAUUUGAAGGAGAGUGCUGGUGGGGUUUGUGAUGAGGGGAUGCUGAUGGCAGGAGCCUGAAGCCAGGGGGGUGGCUUUAGGCAUCGUGCUGUGUCCCACGCUGGAGUGCAGCUGCGUGGGGUUACCCAGCUGUGGGGGCACUGGGGAAGGCGGUCGUCCCAGUACUGGGACUGGUCAGACUUUAUUUUCUGAAGUUUAGGUGACGGUAGUGUUUGGUGCACAACGACCUGGGCUAUAGCUUAGACCCUCCUAGUUGUGUUUGGUGUCCUUCCCUUCUAACCCAGGGAACGCAGAGUCCGGGGAGAUAUGGUGGAUCUGUGUGCGUGUUUCUUUUAAUCCCUUCUUGUUGAAGAUUUAAAGGACGGAGCAGUAAUCGUGUAGGAGUAAUCAUAAAGAAAAAUGGAAAAAAAAUAAUUCCUACUAUAAAUUCUCUUUCAACUUGUGCUUAAAAUUUGUUACUUCAGGGCACUAAACACCUCCGCCAGCUGCAAACCACGGCACUGUGUGCAUGCUGGUGCACUAGUAUCCAGUUACUCCUCUCUUAGAUGUUGGUCUCUUUGUCCUCCCAAAGCUUGAAGAACUACAGAGUUCACAGAGGGAUCUUUCAUGAGCUAUGAGCAUUGCUUCCUCAUCAGCCCAAUAACUCUUUGUCUUGUCCUUCACCAGGUAGCUAAAUCUAUUUUUGAAGAUUGAAGUGGCAUUUCAUACUGGUGACCUACAGAGAAGACAAACGGCACUUUGUAGAAGAAAAUCUGUAAGACGGUAAAACAGAUAUGUAUAUACAAAAUGCCAUAUUUUGGCCUUAGUAAUUCUCCAUCUAAAUUCAGCAAAGUAUGAGACUUAACUCAGUAAAGACCAUGCUUCUAAUCACAGAGGUGUGGAUAAUACACAAUGAAAACAGCAAUGAAGAGCACGGUCAGCCCCCAAACCAAAACUGUACUUGUGAAAGUUUUAUCUGUGGGAAUCAGAAUUGAUCUGUGUACAUGGAUGGAAAUAAGCGUUUGCAAGAUCAACACCUUAAGUGGGUUCUACAGGAGGUAACAGCAGAGUAAGAAAGUCAGAUUUAAAGAUGUUGCCUAGUUUCACACUUUUAACAGCUACAACAGACUUCUCAGAUAAGGGAGAUAUUUAAGUCUUCCUUUUGAUAGGCUGAUUAUACCUAUAAAACACAUAGGGGAGGUUAAAUUAAAUGCAAGCUUUACUUUCAUGGAUUAGGGAAUUUGGCAGCGAAAUAAUUCACUGAGGAAAAUGCUAGAGCAUUCUUCAGGAAUUUACUUUGGGAAUGUAUGCUUCAGCCAUUGGAAAGAACUUUAAAUUGAAUGGUGGUAUCUUAAAAAUCCUUAACGAAUUGCAUAGUUGGAGAAAAGAGACUUUUUUUUUUUUUAAUUUUGUAUGGCUUUGUUAAUACACACCUUUAUUAUUAUCAUAGUAUGGACAGUUCUAACGUCAUUUCUUCACAGUUUAUUCCAACAUUUUGAUAAAGAGCGCAAAGAUCUUUCUUGGAAGAUGCAUCAAGAAAUACAGAAAAUGAGGGAAAUUUCCCUUGUUUACCUUGACAGAAGCGGUGGCCUUCAGAAAUUCGUGCAUGAUUGCAAAAAAUAUAAUGACUCAAAACAAAGUUAUGCUGUUUAUCGUUUCAUUAUUUCAAUAAAUCCUUCUGAUAUUGCUGAAUUAGAUGCAACUCUUGGAAACUACAUUCUUCAUAAUCCCAUACAAGCUGCACAGAUUUUUCAGUCAGUAUGUUUCAUAGCUAUUAAGACAUUAUCAUUAAUUGAACAAUUGCAGACAGAGGACCAGAUUAGCAUACUGCUGAAACCAACGCAUUUGCCACCUUUACCAAGUUAUCUUCUCAGUCUUUCUGCGUUUCCCUUUAAUUACACAUCUCAGAGAUUUUAUAUAUCUGAAGGAAUAGCGAUUGCAAUGGGAUGCGUAACAAAAUAUACCCAAGGAGCAAGAUUUCUUUGUACUGAGGAAACCUGUCCAUUUUCUGAAGGGUUUAGGUACAUAAGAGUGCAUAUGCCUGGAGCUACGGAAUCUGCCACAGUGAGGAAUGAUUUUGUGUGUAGUUUGUGUUCUUCACCACUGCAGGAAGACAUGAAAUUUAGAGUACUUGGUGAUAAACAAAUAGUUGAAAUGAUCGAUGCAAAAGUUCUCAAUGCUUUGAAAGGAUAUUCCAGUGAUAAAUCACAUUUCAGGAUUCAGACAUUUACAGUUUUCUUGAGAGAUGAACUCACCAAUAAAAUGAAAAUAGGAAACCACUACAAGAUUAUAGGAAUUCCAGCUUGUGUACAAAAUGGCUUACAAGCUACAGCAUGUAUAGAAGUCAAUAGCAUAGAGCUCUGUAAACCAAAUGGUCCUUCAUUUGUUGGUGACAAUUUUAAGUAUCUGCUCUCACUGACUUCAAGUUCAUGCUGGAGGUUUACUGCCAUCCUUGCCAAUAUCUUUGCUUCUCAAGUUGUCCCACCAGGCACUUACAAUACUCUUAAACUUGCAAUAUUGCUGAGUCUAGUACAGACAGGUGAAAAAGAAAAUGCAGAUUAUCUGGAUCUGUUGAUCGUGACAAGUGACACACUAGUAAUUGAUCGGCUUCUGAAUUACAGCAUAUGUCUUCUGCCUCGUGGUAUCCGACACCCACCUUCCAGUGAAAUUUUUCCUUCUGUGUCCAAAGAUAAACAUGGAACUGGAAGGGCCAGUAUUCACGCUUGCAGUGCUGUGCUGGCUAAGGGUGGUAUCUGUUACAUAGGAGACUUAUCUUCACAUAAAAAGGAUAAACUUGAACUUCUACAGUCUGUGCUAGAGAGCAGAACGACAAACGUGUUCAUUCCUGGGAAGAAGUAUGGAGAAGAAGCUGAUCAACAAGUUACUAUUUCAAUUCAGACCAAUUUUUGGUCUUUUGUAGAUGUGGAUUCUUCCUCAAAGAAACAUAUACAAAAGGAUAAUUUUUUAAUUGGACAGAUGGACUUGAGUUUGGUUCCACCUAAUCUUCUAGAUGUUUUUGGACUUUUGAUAUACAAUGAGUUUCCUUCGUGCCGACUGUCUUCUCCUGUCGUACAUCAUACCUUGAAAAAAGCCGUUAAUCCUGAAGCCAUGCUGUACAAAGUCUCACAGCAGUUCAGAAUGCAGGAUUAUGAGGAGUUUAUUUUGUUUGCUAAGAAUCUUCAUGUUGAACUGAGUUCAGAAGCAGAAAACCUCAUUCAGGGCUACUAUGUUGCAAGUCGCAGAGUGAGAAGAGAUUCUAUUCACGGAUCAACAUUGUCAACAUCUGCACUAAAAAUUCUGAUCUCACUGUCUAAGGCUCAUACUAAACUAAGUUUAAGAAAGAAAGUACUUGAGGAAGAUGCAUUGAUUGCCAUCUUGUUACUUGAAUCAUCUCUUACACUAAAACACGGCAAGUCUGCAUUAUGCAUAGCACCAAAUCCUGUAUUUCCAUUUGACCUCAGUGAUGAAAACUCCCUGCAACAGAGAGAUAGUUACCUCAUGCAGUGUCACCAUCAGCUGCUGAAGUUUAUUGGGGCAUAUGGCCCAGGAAUUCACAUUAACACUAAUGAAGAGUGAAAACGCCACUCUGUAAGUAAAACCUGAGGCUCCUACUUUAGCUUUUUGAGAGACUGCAGUUAGAAACAUACAACUAAGAAGGUUUUUAAUAUUUUUGUAAGACAGUUCAGUGAUGUUUUGCUAAGGAAUAAAGCAUGGUUGAAAAGAUUUAAUUACAAGUGCUGUUGAAGGGAGGAGUGACAUCUUCAUUGUGGGAGGCCAUGGCAUCAGAGUAAACCCACAACCUGAACUUCUCUUCCUGGUUACCGCUGUUCAUCCAGUUAAGUGACAGGAGUAAAGCAGGGUUUUUAGUGAGACUACAACUAACAAUUAAACCAUGAGUUUAGAGUCUAAUGUUUCAUUUCAACGACAUCACCUCUCUGCAGUUUUUCUUGUUGCUUCUUUUCAGAUGUGUCACCCACUGAGGGUUAAAUAGUUUUGAAGUACGUUAAAACUUUUAUCUAGUGUAAGCUAACUUUCUUAAAUUAUUACUCAUGUUCUGUAAAUUUUUAAGUGUAUAAAAGUAUCACUAUACUCCUUGAUGUUCUCUGUCUUUGUUUUACAUCACAGCAACAUAGUAUUAGACCAGGAUGGUGGUGUGCUCCUGCAAUCUGAAAAAAACACUCCAGUGU
Chroicocephalus ridibundus (black-headed gull) is the source of this 4549-nucleotide messenger RNA. RefSeq names its product minichromosome maintenance domain containing 2 (gene MCMDC2). Gene Ontology annotation, molecular function: DNA binding; single-stranded DNA helicase activity; ATP binding. The record is from RefSeq and is a predicted model, not a curated record. Lineage: Eukaryota; Metazoa; Chordata; Aves; Charadriiformes; Laridae. Gene Ontology annotation, biological process: double-strand break repair via break-induced replication. The coding region runs from base 1776 to 3938 and encodes 720 amino acids. The transcript is spliced from 14 exons.